UCAACAAAAGGAAAAAAGGCAGACACUUCACUGCUACUUUCCAUUAAAGAUAUGAAACCACCUGUGAUUAUAAAUUGUCAUCGUUUGUGCUGACACAAAAACUGUAUUGGCAGUUUAUAUCAGUUCAUAAAGAUAACUAAAUCUGACAAUUUCUGGUUCUGUCCACGACCGUGGCAGUGAUACAGUGAUCCAGCCACACAUUGACUGUUUAGAUGAAACUAGACUGAGUCUGCAACAGAGGAUGGAGGAGGAGAAGGAACCUUCAAUUUCUUAUUACACUUCGGUGGAGUCCAACAGUGGUCUUGUGUCUCCCAGGAAGAACCAGGAACUCCUCAACUUGCCUCCUAAGGGACAGAAAUGCUUGCAAGAUUUUUGGGACAGCCUACCUCUUGAUGGAGUGUACUGUAACGCCACUUGGGACUCGCUGUACUGCUGGCCAGCGACACAGGCUGGGAGGAUUGUGAACGAGUCUUGUGCUACCGUCUUCAGUGACGUGCCUGACCUCUUACACUACCCUGAUGCGCUGGCGUACCGUGAGUGCGACGUGUCGGGGUCCUGGCUGUGGGGAAACUGGACCAACUACUCGCAGUGUCUAAGUGUCAUCGACCACCAGACUGGUUCCUUCAGUGUGGUAGAAGCUGUGAGGUACAUCACCUUCAUCGGUGCUAUCCUCUCCCUCCUCACUCUCUCCCUCACUAUCUUCAUUUUCACUUACUUUAGGACGCUGGAGUGUGACCGACUGCGGGUACACAGGAACCUGGUAGUGUCUCUCAUCAUACACUUCCUGGUGAUGCUCGUCCUCAGUGAACCCUUCAUCUUCCAUCGACAGUCCAACACCUAUCGCGACGUGGACUGGGUAUGCAAGACACUUCUGGCACUCACCAUGUACGCUCAGAUGGCAUCCAUCAACUGGAUGUUCGUGGAGGGCCUCUUCCUCCACUCCAGACUCACCUCCAAUGUCUUCGACUCCGGCGCUCCCUUUGCUAUCUACUACACCAUAGGCUGGGGAGUGCCACUAGUGUUCAUCAUAGCCUGGGCUACGACUAUGUACUUCCAACACGAAGUACACUGUUGGCGAAGCUACAGUAACCUGCCACAUAUAUGGAUACUCGUGGCUCCCAUGGUCACUGCUCUCUUGAUUAACCUAGUGUUCCUAGUCAACAUCAUCAGGAUCCUGGUGACUAAGCUGAGAGCCAGCGAUGCUGUGGAGACCACGCAAGUCAGAAAGGCGAUCCGGGCGACGGCUGUGUUGUUCCCGUUGCUAGGCAUCACCAACCUCCUCUUCGCUGUCAACCCUGGGGACAAGGGAGACCUGGAGAGCGCCUACAUGCUCAGCAAUGCCCUCAUUCAGUCCUCCCAGGGAGUAUUCGUGUCGGUGCUGUACUGCUUCCUUAACAGCGAGGUGCAGGAACUGUUGCGGAAGCGGUGGCGGCAGUAUCGCACCAGACGUCUAGGUUAUCCAGCUCUCCAUUACCGCCACCGCAGGAGCACCAGGACCACCAGCGUCUUUGACACUUCCGUCUACGUCAAGACCAGUCCCCAGCCCAACUUGCGCCACCCCGAGUUCCACGCCUUAAACACCCACGGAGGAGACUUUGAUGUCCCCACCCACGGAGAGGAUUUCGAUGUCCUCAACACCCACGGAGAAGACUUCGGUGUUCUUAACACCCACGGCGGAGACUUCGAUGUCCUCGACACCAACGGAGGUAACUUUAAUAUCAACAUCAACGGAGUCGGCUGCAAUGGCCUCAGCUCCCAUGGCGGCAAAUUCGACGUCCUCACCACCCGCGGUGGCAACCUUGAUGUCCUUAAAACCCACUGCGGCGACUUCAAUAUACUGAAAACCUGUGAUGGUGACUUUAAUAUCCUUAAAACUCAUGGUGGCGAUUUCGAUGUCCCCAGAAUCCGUAGUGACAACUUCAACCUGCUCAAAACCCACAGUGACUACUUCGAUGUUCUCAAUACCACCAUCUACUCCACAACCAGUCCACAGUCGAACUCGCUCCGCUCAGACCUACACGACCACAAAGGUUCCAUCCAUGACAACCCCGCCCUUGACCCCUGCAAGCUUAGUGCAUACGCCUGUGACAGUUACUCCUUGCAGACUACCGUAGUGUGACCUGCCUUGCAGGGCUCCUACGAACCAUUGUAAUCCACUUAUUUUACUCUCCCUUAACAAACUCUACCGUCAUACUGUGUUUAACACGACACUUGUUGCAAAUUGAUUAUUCACUUAGGAACUCCAUCACAGACUGGAUAACCUCAAACCUUCAGGAAUGUUUAUCAUAUUGCUCAUUGCGCAAGUUUAUCCAUUCGAAUCAAUAAAAACAAGUAAUGCUCUCUCGGUACCAAAACGAAAUCAAUAAAAACAAAUAUUGUUUAUUUUUCCUUAGAAACAUUGCAGCCACAGUCUGCAGACAUCUGUGUGUCAGCAGAUUCUGGUAAACUGUUUUAAGAAAAACGUCCAAUGCAUAAAUUAUUGUUAAUAAAACAUUCCUGGUUCAGUGACUCGGUAGCCGUCACAUUAAACUUUGCAGAGACGAAAUCUGAAAUAAGUGAAAUAUAUUAAGCAUUUUAAGUAUAAUGAAUGACUUACUGCAUCGAAAAUUUUCAAGAUGAUCAUUAAAAUGUUUACCAGUGCGAUAACUAACACUACACUGAACAUUUGGGAAGAAAAAAGACUUACGAGAUCUUUUUUUCAAAACUAGAUAAGUAUUAAUUUCAUUUUGUAAAACGUUUCUUAGAAGCCCAGAUUAUAAAGUCAGAAACUCUAAAAGAAUUUUGCUAAGUAUUAAAACAUUUACCAUUGUGACCUGAAAACCUGUAUGACUUGAGUAGAAUCCUGAAAAGAAUUAUAUAUAAACACACACACACACACACACACACACACACACACACACACACACACACACACACAUAUAUAUUAUUGUAACCACGAACGAGUGGUAUU
Molecule: messenger RNA, 2950 nt
Organism: Cherax quadricarinatus
Lineage: Eukaryota; Metazoa; Arthropoda; Malacostraca; Decapoda; Parastacidae
Product: corticotropin-releasing factor receptor 2
Biological process (GO): cell surface receptor signaling pathway; adenylate cyclase-modulating G protein-coupled receptor signaling pathway
Cellular component (GO): plasma membrane
Molecular function (GO): G protein-coupled peptide receptor activity
Source: RefSeq, a predicted model, not a curated record